AUGGCUUGCGCGGACGAUACCCUCACGGCCGCUGCUGCCAUCAUACAAAAUCUCGUUAGAGAAGCCCCUUCGGCCGGUUCUCCUUCUUUCGAGUUCAACUUCUCUCCGCAUUCUACAAAUGGCGUGGACUCGCUUCCAAAGCUACCGGGAGAGCCCAGUCUAGCUAAGGUCAGGUUCGAAAAUGAAUUAGAGGCUCUGCAACAAAACCACACACAACCCAACGAACACACACAACUUAUCCAUAAACGGAGAAAGUCUUCCAAAGAUACGGAGCCUGAGAUCCUUGACGAGAGCGAUGGUGCGGCUAGCGAUGAAGAUGAGGAAGGUGGAGUAGCAACUUUAGUACGGGAGGAAGACAUCAGCUAUUUGCGGAACUAUGUUCAGAAACAAGCGGAGGAAAUAAGUUUCCAGAAAAAUAUCAUAACCCAGGUCCGGGAAGAGCUUCAGUUGCAGGAAGUGCAGACGCGGCGAGCUCUUACCAAGGUCGAAAAUGAGGACGUGGUUCUUCUGGAACGAGAGCUGCGCAAACAUCAGCAGGCGAACGAAGCUUUCCAGAAGGCUCUGCGGGAAAUUGGGGGUAUCAUCACCCAGGUCGCUAAUGGUGAUUUGUCGAUGAAGGUUCAGAUCCAUCCCUUGGAGAUGGACCCUGAAAUCGCCACUUUUAAACGGACAAUCAACACUAUGAUGGACCAACUACAGGUUUUCGGUAGCGAGGUAUCUCGCGUCGCCCGUGAAGUCGGAACGGAAGGUAUACUCGGUGGACAGGCUCAAAUUACUGGGGUCCAUGGUAUCUGGAAGGAAUUGACAGAAAACGUUAACAUUAUGGCCAAGAAUCUUACGGACCAAGUGCGUGAAAUCGCGGUGGUCACAACGGCUGUCGCACACGGUGAUCUCAGUCAGAAGAUUGAGAGCCGCGCUCAAGGUGAAAUUCUUGAACUUCAACAAACCAUCAAUACCAUGGUGGAUCAACUACGGACUUUUGCCACGGAGGUUACUCGCGUCGCUCGUGAUGUCGGUACGGAAGGUGUUCUUGGUGGUCAGGCUCAGAUUGAAGGCGUCCAAGGCAUGUGGAAUGAACUUACUGUCAACGUGAACGCCAUGGCGAACAAUUUGACAACACAAGUGCGCGACAUUGCAACGGUUACCAAGGCCGUCGCUAAGGGUGACCUUACUCAGAAGGUGCAGGCCAACUGCAAGGGUGAAAUUGCGGAGCUCAAGAAUAUCAUCAAUUCCAUGGUUGAUCAACUUCGACAAUUUGCACAGGAGGUGACGAAGAUUGCCAAGGAAGUUGGUACAGACGGUGUGCUCGGUGGCCAAGCUACCGUGAAUGAUGUGGAAGGCACAUGGAAGGAUUUGACCGAAAACGUCAACCGCAUGGCCAACAAUUUGACAACCCAAGUCAGGGAGAUCGCGGACGUUACAACCGCUGUUGCAAAGGGUGAUCUCAGCAAGAAGGUCACCGCCAAUGUCCAGGGCGAGAUACUAGAUCUCAAGAGCACGAUUAACGGCAUGGUGGACAGGCUAAAUACGUUCGCCUUUGAAGUCAGCAAGGUCGCCAGGGAAGUCGGAACUGAUGGUACGCUUGGUGGUCAAGCCAAGGUCGACAAUGUGGAGGGGAAAUGGAAGGACCUCACCGACAACGUCAACACCAUGGCCCAGAAUCUCACUUCUCAGGUCCGAAGUAUAUCGGACGUCACGCAAGCCAUUGCCAAGGGUGAUUUGAGCAAGAAGAUUGAAGUCCACGCCCAGGGAGAGAUCCUAACUCUCAAAGUCACCAUUAACCACAUGGUGGACCGUUUGGCCAAGUUCGCUACUGAACUCAAAAAAGUCGCCCGCGAUGUCGGUGUCGAUGGCAAAAUGGGCGGCCAAGCGAACGUGGAGGGGAUUGCCGGAACGUGGAAGGAGAUCACAGAGGACGUCAAUACCAUGGCCGAAAAUCUCACAUCGCAGGUGCGAGCCUUCGGCGAGAUUACAGAUGCUGCAACAGAUGGCGAUUUUACAAAGCUCAUUACCGUCAACGCUUCCGGUGAGAUGGACGAGUUAAAGCGCAAAAUCAAUAAGAUGGUGUCGAAUCUCCGGGAUAGUAUUCAACGAAAUACGGCUGCCAGGGAAGCCGCCGAAUUGGCAAACCGUACCAAGUCCGAAUUCCUGGCAAACAUGAGUCACGAAAUCAGGACGCCUAUGAACGGUAUCAUUGGUAUGACCCAGCUGACUCUGGACACCGACGACCUGAAACCGUACACUCGAGAGAUGUUGAAUGUCGUGCAUAACUUGGCGAACAGUCUUCUGACGAUCAUCGACGACAUACUCGAUAUUUCGAAGAUCGAAGCUAACCGCAUGGUUAUCGAGAGCAUUCCCUUCACAGUCCGCGGCACUGUCUUCAACGCCCUGAAGACGCUGGCCGUCAAGGCGAACGAGAAGUUCCUGAGUCUGACAUAUCAAGUCGACAAUACGGUUCCCGACUACGUCAUUGGUGACCCCUUCCGUUUACGACAGAUUAUUUUGAACUUGGUCGGUAACGCGAUCAAGUUUACCGAGCAUGGUGAAGUCAAGCUUACGAUAUGUAAAUCGGAUCGCGAGCAAUGUGCGGCGAAUGAGUACGCUUUUGAAUUCUCUGUCUCAGAUACUGGUAUCGGUAUCGAGGAGGACAAGCUCGACUUGAUCUUUGAUACCUUCCAGCAGGCAGACGGGUCAACCACACGACGGUUCGGCGGAACUGGACUCGGUCUCUCAAUUUCUAAGCGCUUGGUUAACCUCAUGGGUGGUGACGUCUGGGUCACCUCCGAAUAUGGCCAUGGAAGUACAUUCCACUUUACCUGCGUCGUAAAGCUGGCGGACCAGUCACUGAACGUAAUUGCAUCACAAAUCCUGCCUUACAAGAACCACCGCGUGCUCUUCAUUGACAAGGGAGAGAAUGGCAAUGAGGCAGAAAAUGUCCUGAAGAUGCUCAAGAAGCUGGACUUGGAACCGCUGGUUGUGCGUAAUGAGGAUCAUGUGCCACCGCCAGAGAUUCAAGACCCCUCCGGCAAAGAAUCUGGUCACGCCUACGACGUAAUAAUCGUGGACUCUGUGAACACGGCUCGAAUGCUUCGAACGUACGAUGAUUUUAAAUAUGUUCCGAUCGUGCUGGUCUGCCCACUCGUCUGCGUCAGCUUGAAGUCGGCUCUAGACCUUGGAAUCAGUUCCUACAUGACAACACCAUGCGAGCCGAUCGAUCUGGGCAAUGGUAUGUUACCUGCGCUCGAGGGACGCUCGACGCCGAUUACUACCGACCACUCGCGCUCGUUCGACAUCCUUCUCGCAGAAGACAACGAUGUGAAUCAGAAAUUAGCUGUCAAGAUACUCGAGAAACACAACCACAACGUCUCUGUUGUUGGCAACGGUCUCGAAGCCGUGGAAGCUGUUAAGCAGCGCCGCUACGAUGUCAUUCUGAUGGAUGUCCAAAUGCCAGUUAUGGGUGGCUUUGAAGCCACAGGCAAGAUCCGCGAGUACGAACGAGACAGUGGCCUGAGCCGAACGCCGAUCAUCGCUCUUACGGCUCACGCUAUGUUGGGUGACCGCGAGAAGUGUAUCCAGGCCCAGAUGGACGAAUACUUGUCCAAGCCACUGAAGCAGAACCAAAUGAUGCAGACAAUCUUGAAAUGUGCUACUCUCGGUGGGUCACUGCUGGAGAAGAGCAAAGAGUCUCGCAUCUCAAGCAGUGGCGAGAUGCAUCAUGUCCAUACGGGGCCAGAUGGCAAGUCGCAACGCCCGGGGAUGGAAGCCCGAUCGAUUACCUCAACGAGCGCCACCAACCGCACGCUGGCUACCACAAGUGUCGAUCGAACUGAGCAGCUCUCCAUGGAUAGGGUAAGACCAUAA
Messenger RNA from Aspergillus mulundensis, 3861 nucleotides. It is a transcript of the gene tcsC, whose product is annotated as putative two-component osmosensing histidine kinase (Bos1). Gene Ontology annotation, cellular component: membrane. Gene Ontology annotation, biological process: phosphorylation; cellular hyperosmotic response; phosphorelay signal transduction system. Gene Ontology annotation, molecular function: phosphorelay sensor kinase activity. NCBI's taxonomy places the organism in Eukaryota, Fungi, Ascomycota, Eurotiomycetes, Eurotiales, Aspergillaceae. The transcript is spliced from 2 exons. The record is from RefSeq and is a predicted model, not a curated record. Bases 1 to 3861 code for a protein of 1286 amino acids.